AUGGAGGUGGUUCUGCCAGGGGUGCCCAACGGCCUUGCGCCGCCCAGUCAACCUCCAUCUGUUGAUCCGGCUACUGUUGUCCAAUAUUUAACGGAGACCCUACAGAGCACACUUGACGCUCUGAAAACCGAUUUAGAGAGCGCUGGAAGCUUCUUGUCCAAGGCAAAAUACCCUGAAACCAUUCAACGGUGCUCUCGUUUCGCCUCAGAGUCUCAGGUUGCAUUGUAUGUCCAAAAGGAUGCUAUUGAGCUGGAACAGACGAACGGGACGGAGGAGGGUACCCCUUCCCCAACUAGAUAUUUGUAUAUCCUCACCCUCGAGUUAUCACUUUCCCCUACCACCGUUGCUUCGAUGGCCUUCACGAGGCAGCUUCAGCCAUUAGAUCCGAAUAUCCCAAUAUCCGCCCAAGUCCAUGCUACGAGUCUUCCGGGCUUCCUGUCACCGAUGCAGAUGGCUUUGAAUCAAGGCACUACAACAGCUUCACCUCUUCAGACACUUCAUACCUUUGUUAACCAUGUACUGGGACCGUAUUUUGAUGCCUAUACGAGUGGCCAGGAACGGGUGAAUGGGGUGAAAGGGAGGGGCGAUAGCGAUGCGAAGACGGGAGUGCCUGUAACCAAAAAGAAGAUUGCGGAGUUGAAAUCAAGCCUGUUGCAGCUACAAGAGAACAUUGAAAUUCCCGUGCUGAAUCUUCCAUUGCAUGAGGUCGUCCAGGGAGCAUUGGACCAGGCUGCGGCACGAGGAAUUAAACCUUCUACCGAUCUCAUCCCGGCAUCAGUGCUUGAAAAUACCAUUGUUCUUAACAGCAUCCAGAACAUUGUGAAUGGCUGGAUCAAAUCAAUCCAGACUACCACUCAAAUGUCUAGGGAUGAUAUCAAGGGAUCCGCAAUACAGGAAAUCAAUUUUUGGUUAUCGAUGGAAACCGCCUUGGAAGCGAUCGAGGACCAGCUACGCAGUGAUGGAGUGCAACUUACGAUGGAUAUCCUGCGGCAUGCAAAACGAUUUAAUGUAACACUUAGUUUUUCAGCAGAUACCGGACUAAAGGAGACUGCGGAAACGGUCCAGAAAUACAAUCAACUUAUGCGAGAUUUCCCACUUGAUGAACUUUUGUCCGCUACCUCUCUACCGAAGGUGCACGAUGCCCUGAACCUUAUAUUCUCUCAUUUGAACAAGAAACUCCGCAUUUGCCCCUAUCCUAUCAAGCGUUCUCUUUUACUGGUAGAGGCAAUUUCCGGUGAUUUGGAUACCCAAAUCCGAACCCUGAUACACGGACGCUCUAUCAUGCAUUUAAGUUUUAAAGAAUUCCGCGCUUUAAUGCGGUCAGCUCAAGUCAUCUGGCGCGCCUGGGAUGAGAAUGUGAAGGAAUUUACAAAUGUUGCUCGUGAUGCUAUAAGACGGCGGAAUGAGAAGUUCAUCUCCAUCAAAGUGGAACCAAGACAUAGCGCAAUUCAAGAUCGAUUGAAGUACAUCAAUACCUUCCGCAACAACCACGAACAGCUGCAACGAACUAUCGUGAACGUUCUUGGACCUAACGCAAACAUGUCAGCAGGUGCUAAUACUGAUGGAGCUGUGACCGUGGAAGAAAUUGGUGAUGUCGAUGCCCUGGAUGAAGUUUCUCAAGCAUAUGCGUCUUUGAAGGAUGUCGACGUUCUAGACGUAUCUGAAGAAGGUACUCAAAUAUGGAUCCAGGCCGAAGCUUCAUAUAAUGAGCGCACUUCUAGAGUGGAAAAUUCAAUAAUCGCCCAACUAAAGGACCGCCUGGCUACCGCGAAGAACGCUACGGAGAUGUUCCGUGUCUUUUCAAAAUUCAAUGCCCUGCUUGUCCGACCCAAGAUUCGAAGUGCUAUUAGUAUACACCAAUCUGAAUUAAUCGAGCUAGUUAAGCACGAUAUUGCGAAACUGCAUGAGAGAUUCAAGCAACAGUAUGGCCAUUCUCAAGCACAUCCCAUGGCGCAGCUACGAGAUCUUCCUCCGGUAUCAGGUGCAAUUGUCUGGGCUCGUCAGAUUGAACGGCAGCUUGAUGGCUAUAUGAGAAAGGUCGAGGACGUUCUGGGAGAAGACUGGGACUUGCACGCUGAAGGGCAGAAACUCCAGGCUGAAAGUAACAUGUUCCGAAAGAAGCUUGAUACGCGACCUAUAUUUCAGAACUGGUUACAGGAUGUUCAACGACGAAAUAUUACGAUUUCCGGCCGCUUGUUUAAGAUUUUCCGCAAUCGUGCGACGGGAAACACUUUAGAACUAGAUGUUAAUUUCGACCCGCAGAUUAUUGUGCUUUUCAAGGAAGUUAGAAACCUUGUCUGGCUCAAUUAUCAAGUUCCUCAUGCUAUCAACACGAUUUCCAAAGAAGCGAAACGAGUGUACCCAUACGCCAUCAGUUUAAUUGAAAGUGUCCGAACUGCCUUGCAAACAAUGCGUUCGAUCUCAUCUAUGGCUGAGGUUUCCAUUCUUUUGAGUGGGUACAAAAAUGACGUCCAGGCUUUAAUCAUGAAGGGUCUUCCAUUGCGCUGGGAGUCAUUUAUACAUUCUUAUGAACUCCACAUCAAGCAGGUGAUGGCCAAUGGGGCAGUUGAUCCCUCACCAGCGCAGGGUCGAAGUGAAAGCAAGCAUGUUCAAUUUGUUCGCGAAUUUGCUGCCUCGGCCUUUGUUCUUCAGUCGAAAACUUCAACACUCUUUGCAAUUAACGAAAGUAUCCAGAAAGCCAUUACCGAUCUCAGGACUUGCCCUUACGAUGCAUCCAUCUUCCGCCAGCGCCUGGAUGAAAUCCAAAAUUCUGUCGAUAAAUUGAACCUAGAGAACUAUGUGAAUCUCGGUUAUUGGGUUUCUAAUAUGAACAAGACAAUCGAACUUAUUCUCCAAGAGCGCUUACACCGCGCGAUAAGAGAGUGGAUUUUAGCGUUCCAGGAAAUCAAGUAUGAUGAGAACGGUGUCCAACGGAAAACGUAUCCUGAAACCUCGAAGACAGCAAAUGACGCCGAAACGCAAACCUACACGAUUGAGUUCCCCAAGCUUUUCCAUGAAAUUUCCAUGAGAAAUCAAGUACUUCGCUUAGAUCCUCCUCUGGAGUACGCAAGAGCUAGCUGGUUUGCUCAUUUCGACCAAUGGGUUGGAGUUCUUUGCAAUCUAGAGAAAAUUAAAUCGGCGCGAUAUAAGAUGUCGAUCGAGACGGAAAAGGCUCGGCUAUCUGAAACCCACUUCACAAAUCUCCCACAAUAUUGUACUAGUGAAUUAGUCGAGGUGUAUUCCGUAAUUGGUGCUAGACUAGAAGACAUCUCGGACUACGUGGAUAAAUGGCUACAAUUUCAAUCCUUGUGGGAUCUUCAAGCCUCCCAGGUUUACGACACGCUGGGUGACGAUUUGUCCCGAUGGUUGCAACUUCUCCAGGAAAUCCGUAAAAGCCGCGCAACAUUUGAUACUUCUGAAGUUGGCAAAUCGUUCGGCAAUGUUAGGAUCGAUUAUGAGCAAGUGCAGACCAAGGUUAAUGCCAGAUAUGACCAAUGGCAACACGAAAUUUUGCACAAGUUUGGCGGCAAGUUUGCCAGUCGUAUGCGCGAAGUCCAUGAUGAAAUCGUCUCUGCCAAGAAAGAUCUGGAGAGCCAGACGCUGGAAGCUUCAUCAACUGCCCAUGCCGUUUCGUUCAUUACAAUCGUCCAGCAAUGCAAGCGAAAGGCGCGAGUGUGGGGCCCGGAAGUUGAUCUCUUCCUCCAGGGUCAGGCUACCCUGACUCGACAGCGCUAUCAUUUCCCCAGCGACUGGUUACAUGUUGAGCAAGUUCGGGAUGACUGGAACGCCCUCAGCGAGCUCCUUGAACGAAAGAGUAAGAUCGUGCAAGACCAAACUGAUGCCCUUCAGGCAAAAAUCAUUGCAGAGGACCGUGUUAUCAGUAACAAGAUCUCCGAAAUAAUCCACCAGUGGAACGAGGAGAAGCCUGUUUCCGGCUCUAUUCCGCCGGAAGAGGCCUCUAGAACACUGAGCUCCUUCCAAUCACGAUUGGAAAACCUCCGCUCUGAAUCUGAAAUGGUCACCAAAGCGAAGGAGGCGCUUGAUUUGCCCGGAAGUCCGGAAACGGCUCUUGCGGCUGUACUUGAAGAAGUGCAGGAUUUCAUGUCGGUCUGGGCAGCAUUGUCAACGAUCUGGAAAAGCUUGAAUGAACUAAGGGACGUGCUAUGGAAUAGUGUCCAGCCGAGAAAACUUCGCCAGUCGCUUGACGGGCUUAUCAAAAUGACAAAGGAAAUGCCGAGUCGGAUGCGACAAUAUGCUGCCUUCGAACAUAUCCAGGCUACUUUGCGCCAGCUUCUCAAAGUGAAUCCUUUGCUUUCCGAUAUGAAAUCCGAAGCCGUCCGGGAGCGACAUUGGCAAAAGAUCUUUAAAGUUCUUAAACCAGGCAAACGGUUCUCCCAAAUCUCACUCACCCUUGGUGACGUUUGGGAUCUGCAGCUGGCUGCCAGCGAAUCUGUUAUUCGUGAUAUUAUCGCCCAAGCGCAAGGUGAAAUGGCCUUGGAAGAAUUCUUAAAAAUGGUCCGCGAAACAUGGCAAAAUUAUUCUCUCGACCUUGUGAACUACCAGAACAAAUGCCGCUUGAUCAAGGGCUUCGAUGACCUGUUCGCUAAAUGCAGCGAGAACCUCAACUCUCUUCAAGCCAUGAAGCAUUCACCUUAUUACAAAGAAUUUGAGGAAGACGCUAGUUCUUGGGAGGAUAAACUAAACAGAGUUCACGUUCUCUUCGAUGUCUGGAUUGACGUUCAGCGACAAUGGGUGUAUCUUGAGGGCGUUUUCACUGGAAAUGCGGAUAUCAAGCACUUGCUUCCUGUCGAAUCUGGCCGAUUCCAAAAUAUCAAUUCCGAAUUUUUCGCUGUCAUGAAGAAGGUCUAUAAGUCCCCCUUCGUCUUAGACAUUCUUGCUAUUGCUGGAGUUCAAAAGUCCCUCGAGCGAUUGGCGGAGCUUCUUCACAAAAUCCAAAAGGCCCUUGGAGAGUACUUGGAGCGAGAACGCAUGUCUUUCCCACGGUUUUAUUUCGUUGGUGACGAAGAUCUCCUUGAGAUUAUUGGUAAUAGCAAUGACACCCUUCGUGUUGCGAAACACUUCAAGAAGAUGUUUGCUGGACUCUCUGGUUUAUUGAUGGAUGACGACGGCAACAUUGUUGGAUUCAGCUCAAAAGAAGGAGAGGAAGUUAGGCUGAAGCGAGAGGUUUCGCCUAUUAAAACCCCGAGGAUCAAUGACUGGCUGAGUGCUUUGGAUACUAACAUGAAGCUAACAUUGGCUGAAUUGCUAGCGGAGGCAAUUGAACAAUUCGAACCCAUUUAUAGCGCCCCUGAAGUCGAUCAGACUGCAUUUAGCGACUUCCUCGCCAAUUAUCCAGCUCAGAUAGUCGUUCUUAGUAGUCAAGUUGUCUGGACUCAAGCUGUCCAAUCCGCUCUUGAGGCCGGGGGAAGUGGCUUACCCGCGCUUUAUGAUGCAGAGGUACGGGUUCUUGACCUGCUUGCUGUAACUGUCCUUGGAGACUUGGACCCUAUCACGAGAAAAAAAUGCGAACAUCUAAUUACGGAAUUUGUUCAUCAACGAGACUCGAUUGCCAAGCUAAUCAAGUUUAAUGCUUCCUCACCAACACACUAUCUCUGGCUUUUACAAAUGCGAUAUGUAUACCAGGCUCAAGGAGACUUUUCACAGCGACUUCACGUCCACAUGGCAAACGCGAAACUGGAUUACGGCUUUGAGUACCUCGGUGUCCCUGAACGACUCGUACGAACUCCGCUGACAGACCGUUGUUUCUUGACGCUUACUCAAGCGUUGUGUCAGCGACUGGGUGGCUCUCCGUACGGUCCGGCUGGAACUGGAAAAACUGAAUCAGUCAAAGCAUUAGGCCUUCAGCUCGGUCGAUUUACGCUUGUCUUCUGCUGUGAUGAUACAUUUGACUUCCAAGCCAUGGGCAGAAUUUUCUUGGGUAUCUGUCAAGUGGGUGCAUGGGGCUGUUUCGAUGAAUUCAACCGUCUGGAGGAAAGGAUUCUGUCUGCGGUUUCACAGCAGAUUCAAAAUAUUCAGAUUGGGCUGAAAAAUAGUAGCGAUGACCAGAAGGCCCAAAUCGAGCUCGUCGGUCGCCAACUGCGGGUCAACUUGAACACUGGAAUUUUCAUCACGAUGAACCCUGGAUACGCUGGUCGAUCCAACCUUCCUGACAACUUGAAGAAGCUAUUCCGCAGUGUAGCUAUGUCCAAGCCCGAUAAGGAAUUAAUUGCAGAAGUCAUGCUCUUCUCCCAAGGAUUCAAACAGGCCAAGCCUUUAUCAAGACAAACUGUUCCAUUCUUUGAACACUGCGCCAAACGCCUGACGAAACAAGCACAUUACGAUUUUGGUCUACGUGCUUUGAAGAGUGUCCUUGUCAGCUCUGGUGGACUUAAACGGUUACGUCUUGCAAAUUCCGACGGCGACCUCGGGCCUAAUGAGAUUAUCGAACCCCAAAUCAUUGUCCAAAGCAUUAGGGAAACAAUUGCGCCAAAACUCAUUCGAGAAGAUGUUGAGACUAUGUUGCAGAUCCAGACUGAUGAAUUCCCUGGAGUUGAGUAUGUUCCGGCGAACUUCGAGAAGCUGACGCAGGCCAUUCGCGAUAUCGCCUGGGAAAAUCAUUACGUUGCUAGUGACACAUGGAUCGCGAAGACCUUGCAACUUUACCAGAUUCAGGGCAUCCACCAUGGUGUCAUGAUGGUGGGAAGAUCCGGUGCUGGUAAAAGUGCAGCUUGGAAGACACUACUCGAGGCAAUGCAGAGAGUGGAAGGGAUCGAAGGAGUUUGCCAUGUUAUCGACUCAAAGGUCAUGUCUAAGGAAGCCCUUUACGGUAACCUUGAUAGCACUACACGAGAAUGGACUGAUGGUCUCUUCACUGGAAUUCUCAGAAAAAUCGUCGAUAACCUUCGAGGUGAGGAUUCAAAACGACAUUGGAUUGUAUUCGAUGGAGAUGUUGAUCCGGAAUGGGUGGAAAAUCUGAACAGCGUCUUGGAUGACAACAAAUUACUUACUCUUCCAAACGGCGAACGUCUGAAUCUGCCUGCAAAUGUCCGGAUUAUGUUCGAAGUUGAGACUCUUAAAUACGCCACUCUUGCAACAGUUAGUCGAUGUGGUAUGGUCUGGUUUAGCGACGACACUGUAACUCCCAAUAUGAUGGUGACCAACUAUAUUGAGUCUUUGAAAACAAGAACCUUUGAAGAUCUUGAUGAUGAUAGCGUACCAUCUGGCCAAUCUUCCGCGAAAACGCUGGAAACUCAGAAAAUGCUUGCCAACUUGCUGGAAGGCCUCCUCCAGAACGAUGACCUCAUUCUAAAAGCACUCGAAGAGGCAAAAAAAUAUAAUCACAUCAUGCAAUUCAGUGAUAUUCGGGCUCUUAACACCCUCUUCAGCUUACUGAAUAAGUCCUGCCGAAAUAUCCUUGAGUACAAUAUUCAGCAUAUUGAUUUCCCGUUGGACCCAGAGAAAGCCGAGUCUUACAUGUCGAAGAAGCUUUUACUAGCACUUGUUUGGUCUCUUACUGGUGACUGCACCUUAGGUGACCGAAAAGCAUUCGGAGAAUAUGUCACUGCAUUUUCUACGAUUGACUCUCCCCUACUCAAUGAAACUUCUUCCCUCAUAGACUUUGAUGUCUCACUUCCUAAAGCUGAAUGGACCACUUGGCAAUCACAAGUGCCAUCUAUUGAGAUAAAUACACACUCCGUCACGCAAACAGAUGUCAUUAUCCCUACAUUGGACACGGUGCGCCACGAAGAUGUUCUUUAUUCAUGGCUGGCGGAGCAUAAACCACUCCUGCUCUGCGGCCCUCCUGGUUCCGGAAAGACCAUGACCUUGUUCUCCGCCUUGAGAAAGCUUCCUAACAUGGAAGUCGUUGGACUUAACUUUUCUAGUGCUACGACUCCUGAUCUUCUCAUUAAGACAUUCGAGCAAUACUGCGAGUACAAGAAAACUCUUAAUGGCGUUGUUAUGUCUCCCAAUCAGAUUGGUCGCUGGUUGGUGAUAUUCUGUGACGAAAUAAAUCUUCCAGCCCCUGACCAAUACGGUACACAACGCGCAAUUUCCUUCCUCAGACAGCUAGUUGAGCAAAACGGCUUCUGGCGGACGACGGAUAAAACUUGGGUUACACUAGAUCGCAUUCAGUUUGUUGGUGCUUGUAACCCUCCAACUGAUGCCGGUCGUACUCCACUUGGCGAACGUUUCCUUCGACAUGCUCCCCUUAUCAUGGUUGACUACCCUGGAGAACUCUCUCUGAUGCAGAUUUAUGGAACGUUCAAUUCUGCCAUCCUCAAGAUUAUACCACUUCUCCGUGGAUACUCUGAAGCAUUAACUAAGGCCAUGGUUCAAUUUUACCUAGAGUCACAAGCAAGAUUCACGCCACAGAUCCAACCUCAUUAUGUCUACUCUCCCCGAGAACUCACAAGAUGGGUUCGCGGGCGUCUAUGA
This is a messenger RNA of Histoplasma mississippiense, 8436 nucleotides long. RefSeq names its product dynein heavy chain. The transcript is spliced from 2 exons. Gene Ontology annotation, molecular function: minus-end-directed microtubule motor activity; dynein light intermediate chain binding; dynein intermediate chain binding. Gene Ontology annotation, cellular component: dynein complex. Lineage: Eukaryota; Fungi; Ascomycota; Eurotiomycetes; Onygenales; Ajellomycetaceae. Gene Ontology annotation, biological process: microtubule-based movement. Bases 1 to 8436 code for a protein of 2811 amino acids. The record is from RefSeq and is a predicted model, not a curated record.